This is a messenger RNA of Physella acuta, 546 nucleotides long. RefSeq lists its product as uncharacterized. The record is from RefSeq and is a predicted model, not a curated record. NCBI's taxonomy places the organism in Eukaryota, Metazoa, Mollusca, Gastropoda, Physidae.
AUGUAUGAUGUGGAAGACACUGGCGUGUAUGUCUACAUUAGAGGCGUGUAUGCCUACAUUAGUGGCUUGUAUGCCUACAAUAGUGGUGUGUAUGCCUACAUUAGUGGCGUUGGCGUGUAUGCCUACAUUAGUGGCGUGAAUGUCUACAUUAGUGGCGUGUAUGCCUACAUUAGUAGCGUGUAUGCCUACAUUAGUGGCGUGUAUGUCUACAUUAGUGGCGUGUAUGCCUACAUUAGUAGCGUGUAUGCCUACAUUAGUGGCGUGUAUGCCUACAUUAGUAGCGUGUAUGCCUACAUUAGUGGUGUGUAUGCCUACAUUAGUGGCGUUUAUGCCUACAUUAAUGGCGUGUAUGCCUACAUUAGUAGCGUGUAUGUCUACAUUAGUGGCGUGUAUGCCUACAUUAGUAGCGUGUAUGCCUACAUUAGUGGCGUGUAUGCCUACAUUAGUAGCGUGUAUGCCUACAUUAGUGGUGUGUAUGCCUACAUUAGUGGCGUUUAUGCCUACAUUAAUGGCGUGUAUGCCUACAUUAGUAGCGUGUAUGCCUAG